AGAGAUAUUUAGUCGUUCACCGACAGCCGGCCUAUGAACGUGUUCGGAUUUAUUUUUUCGUUAUAUUCUACGGCAGGCGUGGGCAAGCAACGUAUAUUAUACUGAAUCAGAAUAAUCCCAAAUAUGUGACGCAUUUUCCUGUGUUCGAUAAGUGAGAGCUUAUGUGUCCGCAGAGUAGUAAUAAUAAAGCUCUUCGAAGUGCUGCUGCUGCAAAAUCCUAAGUCGAAGACGAAGAAGUGUCGGCUCGGUUCUUGAAGACGUUGCGAAUAUACGAUUCGCAUGCGAAAUCACGAACGAAAAUGUGUGCUUUGAGUGUGCAGAGAGUGACGACGACUGAAUUAAAUAACCAUUGUGUAGUUGUGUGCAAAAAUAACAAUUAAGCCGCUUAACUGGACAUGUCCGAGGAAUACAAUUCAACAGUUUCAAAUUAAUUACCCGAUACAAAUAAUUACUGUUUCAAAUACAGAUCUACCUUUCAUACGAGAGUGCCGAGAUUUUGUGAUACGCGCGAGAUACGUGUGAUAUUGGAAAAGUAUUGAUAAAAAUAAAACACUGCCGAUUAGUACAUGCGCGUUCAGGUGUGUAGGUGCGAAAAGAUAAAUUCUUCUAGUCUCUCCGCGCGGUGUGUGGGCAAGAGAAGGCAAAAAUCAGAAGAAUUGAUUCAGACGAUUCUGAUGAAUUAUUGAUGUAUCUUUUUUCGUGGAGAAAUACAUAUGUGUAUGUUUGAAAUGUGACAAUAAGAUUUUUGGAUAUAUCGAAAGCCGCCUGUUGAUAUGAUUGGAAUAUUCAUCUGGUAGUGGAUUUCGCAAAACAUCUCAUUUGAGUUUGUCAUUUGAAAUACACCCCGUAUAGAUUAAGGUCGUCGAGUAAGUGCAACAUCAAAUUAUAUCGACAUCAUAAUCAGCCAGAGCUAAUACAUACCGGUUCCUGUGAGAGAGGGGUUUGCCUAUGGAUGCUAACACAGCAAGAUUUGAUCUACAUAUACGAAUUCAGACGAACGGCAUCAUCGGAGAAAUAAUGCUGUAGAGACCAUAUUUGUGCAUCUACCGGCGGCAACGGAAUACCGACGAGCAGUGGUAGUGUACAUGUAUAUAAUACGUACGAUCGAAAGAAAAACAAACCCAGGAGGAACGGAACAAGCGCGAAGACGAAUGCAGAAGUGGAGCCCGGCGGAACACGAGAAAGAUUUUUCGAUAGAAUUACGUCAAUAGAAUUGAUUUUAAUGGAUACAAACGUGAGAGGAAAUGGUUUCAGUCUGAAAGUCGAUAGCAGCGAAGAAGUAGCAAUCGUAACGAAAUCUUUGUCAGCGCCAAUCGCAACCGGAGGAACAGCAGGAAAAUAAUUUUCGAAUUUGUUUGAUGCAUGUAUUCGAGAGCUGGGUGUAUGGAAGCCACAAUCGAUUCAACAAUUGAGACAAAGUUACAAACUUAUUUUUAUCUACCCCAAGCAACCAACGUUGUUGGCAAGACGCCCCGAAGUCAUUAUUAUUUCGCAAAAUACGGCCAAUGCUUUCAGCCGUGGAGAACCUAGGAUCCGGUCGGGUUUAUCCCCAUCCGUUUCCAGGUACAACGGCUUCUUCCCUACUGGGCCAGCUCCCACUCUCGGCAGCUGGUCUUCCACUGCUGGGGCCUAACAUGGUCGAUAUGUCAGUAGCUGAGUUUGCCCGCCCCCACCCAAAGCAGCAGAGAUACAAUGAGACACCGAGGAACGGUUUGCUCUCAUCGUCGAGAUCGAAAUACUCAGAAGCACCCCAGUCACCACAAAAUGGACCGGUGAAUCUAGCUGUGAGUUCAAGCCUGCCAAAUCAUCAUAGCACCCAAUCGAUAAGCGCUGCCGCCAAGCUGGGCCACUACAGUCAUGAGUUUCACGAGCGCACACUCCAGGCCCAGGCACAAGCUCGUGUUCACGCACAGCAACAGCAGCAAUCCCAACAACAUCGACACCAGCAGGAGCAGCAGAAGGAAGCCGCGGCAGCUGCUGCUGCAGUUGCUGCUGCCGCGGCUGACAUUGGAAAGCUGUAUUCACCGACAAAUUCUCGUUUAGCGUUUUUCCCCGGCCCGUUGGAUACCAACUCCUACCCCAGCCUCAAUUAUGGACUGUAUCCUUUCGGAUACUCCAACGCUCAUUUGGAUGCUCGGAUGCUUGGCCGACCCACUUAUCUACCGGGACAAAGGGAACCGUAUGCUGCAUCUUCCUUCCUGGCGCCUGGUACAUUCGGUACAACCGAUAGUUCCAAAACAAAGCUAUAUCCACCAGUUUCCUUAUCACAUUUGAAUGGCCACAGCGGCCUUAAACCUACCUCCCUAUCACAAUUACCUCAGGACAAACUACUCUCCGGCGAGAGAAGUCCAACAGUGCCACAUUCUCCUUCGCCAUCUUCGCUGAUUGGUGGAUACUCCGAUAGGGAACGCGGAUUUCUGAAUGGACUAACAGGCACCUCAGAAUAUUCUGCACUGCACCACAAGUACCAAAACAGUCAUGUUGCGCCGCCUCACGAGAAGGAGAGCAAACACGAAUCCAAACAACAGCAUCAUUCUAGUCACCAUCAGCAACAUCACCAUCCGGCGGCAAUUUUAGUGACAGGAGGACCGUCUCUACAACACCCUCAGCACAGCUUCCAUCCGCCACCACCAUCGUCUUCCUCCAGCAUGCACACAUCGUCCCUUUCAAUGUCCAUGGCGUCUCCUAAUCAGCGCCAUCACUCGAUGCUACAACUUCAUACUGCGGACGGUGUGCGUCAUGAACAACUGCACCAGGACAACGAAUUCAAGGUACCCUCCGGUAAGGAGGGCUCCCUCAAGCAUCGCAUUCUCACACGUCCUGUCAGUGAACGGGACGCAAAGCGACGAUCUCCUACAACGAAGUCCUCAACCAUAUUCAGACCUUUUGAAAACGGUUCGACGACAAAUUUUACUAAGGGAGCGCUGAUUCAACUGGCGGGUGAGUGUAAACGCGUGGAAGAUGUGCGAACGGAAGAUUUAGUACAAACAGCCGAGAAGUCAUCGGAGCUACGACUAGCAGAAUCGACUAUUGUAAAAAUUACUCCCCGUAACAACAAUGUAAUAAUCACAUUUAGUUAUGAUAAUAACAGAUCUAAGAUCGAUAUCGAAUCAACUAUAGAGCAUCCAUAUUUUGUGUACGGACAGGGCUGGGCCUCGUGUAGUCCGGAAAAAUCUAACCACCAGUUUGGACUGAAAUGCCAAAAACUACAAGUCGGCGAUAUUUGCCUCUCUUUGGUUCCACGUGAGAAAUCGAAACCCAACCAUUCCGUAUCCGCAUCCUCGUCUUCCGCUUUCCUUCAGGCACCACAACCGUCCUCGGCAGGCAAGUAUUUAUCGCCACCGUCACAGCUUCAGCAACACGAUAUCAAUGGUAAUCAGAAAACACAUAAUCAUGAGCAUCCGGCAUACGGCGGAGGCGGCGCUCAUCACACAAACUCAGCAUGCGAAAGGGGAGACAAUAGUAACCAAAAACAGCAGCAGCAGCAGUAUCUACCUCAAAAUCUCUCGCGCAAAAUGACCCACCAAUUACCAACGAUUCCGACAACGGCUACAACAACAACAACAUCGGCAGCGGCCGGAUCAUCACGUCCAUUAGGUGUGCCCCCGUACAGCAGUUUUCCGUCUGUGCCAGUUUUUUCGAUGCCGUUCUCUGCAGCUAACCUCAGCAAACCACAUGAACCACAUUACCCACUGAAGAUGUCCCCUGAUCAGUUGAAUCUUAGUUCACGAUCAUCAAACGCUUCAUUCAACUCUAUCGAAUCCAACGACCAGCCGGUUGCAAUGGUCGUGGACAAAUCAAACCAUUCCUCUUCGUCAUCGGGUUCUUCGUCUUCGUCUUCAGGGCUGAGCGCUAGUUCGCUGUCAGGCUAUUCAACCUCGUCGUCAUCUUCCUGUGCAACAACAACAACAAGCGCGGGAAAUAGCAGCAUCUCGCUUCCUCCGAUGAAAAUAGCCGCCGAUGACGAUUGCGCGAUCGACGCCUCCCUCUCGCGGAAACGCCGCUGGUCCGCCCCGGAUGUGUGUGACGAAGCUACGACCGAUGAUCAAUCAACUAGCUCUGAGCAGCCUCCAAUGAAGGUAACUAACGUUGUCACUUAAAACUUUGGUCCGAAACUUUUUUCUCCGCAAACGCUUCAGAGGGUUGGGGAGGUUAUCCGAAAUUUUCAACGUGACUUGGGAUGAAAUUGUUUGUCUUGGAAUGAGCAUCGCCAAAUGAGAAACAUUUGGAAGCUUAUGUUCGCCUUCAAGCGCACAUUUGCUCGAUAUUUCAUGCUAAUUUUGGACGACUUUGUAGACAAUUUUUACAAAUUUCCAUUGAGAAUAUUAUCAAACCUUCGUUCUUGGGUACAUUUCGUCGAACCACGGCAGCUAUCAAUUGUUGCUGAAACCUUUUUACUAGCUUUUUUUUCUCUGAAAGAGAUUUUGUAAAUUGAGGUAGUUUUCUCAUUCUGCUCCGCGUUGUGAAAUAUGUGUUGGGAAUUUUUGUAUAGAAAAACAAAAAGAAAAAAGCUCACUUUGCAUAUUAAUGAUAGAUGUUUUCAAACGCAUAUAAAACAAAUAAAUACUUGUAUGUUCAAAAAGUAUAUAAUUAAAACAAAAUGCUAUAGAUGUGAUUCAGAAACUGGAAAGUAUUGAUUGGAAUCAAAUAUAAUUUGUUGUUGACACUCGAAACAGUACCCGAGCAUAUGAUUGUAAAUAGAACAUACUUCUUUAAAGCAAACAUUAGUUAAGGCCUUAGGUAUAGGAUUUCAUUGGACUAAUUGCCAUGUUACAAACUAGAUAGAAAGAGAUGACAUAAAUGCUGUUUUAUUACUAAGCUAUAUUUGUGAAGAAUUUCCGAAACAAGGAAUGUUGUCGUUUUGAAGGUUGGAAUCAACAUCCUUCACUAAAACUCAUACGUACAUUUUUUGCGCACUGACAAAGAGAGACAAACAAGUAAAGUUCUCGGGGCAUUUAAACAAAAAAUAGGUAAAUCUAAAUCAUAGUGAAACAGAGAAAAAAGGAAGUCCUACAUAUAUAUUUUUCCUAACUGCAGUCAAAUAUGUGCCUUUCAAUUACAAGGUUUUUAUUUUCUCAGAGGAUAACGCAUAGAGGUACUUUGGUACCGCCGAAAGAUAUGCCUUUUUAUAUCACCGAAAUUUGUCAUAGCAGUCAAAUUUGGAAAUCUAGCUCACACACAAAGACUCAUUUCUGUGCAACAGCGAGUGAGAGGGAGAGAGAUGUCUAUUUUAUUUGUUUGUGAACAAGAACUGAACAAUUAUCCGAUGGUGACUUCCGACAGAAUGUGCGGAGCACAGGAAAUUCGGAGCAUGCAGUGUAUAGAAGACAAAGUUAUCAUUGUUAAUUCACGUCAAUCAGAAUGGAAAACAAAUAAAUAUCGCAAAAUAAAGAAAAUGUACAAAUAAUUUGGUAUAA
Molecule: messenger RNA, 5417 nt
Organism: Toxorhynchites rutilus septentrionalis
Lineage: Eukaryota; Metazoa; Arthropoda; Insecta; Diptera; Culicidae
Gene: Atx-1
Product: ataxin-1
Exons: 7
Coding region: 1506-4100 (864 amino acids)
Biological process (GO): regulation of DNA-templated transcription
Molecular function (GO): RNA binding; protein binding
Source: RefSeq, a predicted model, not a curated record